Messenger RNA from Asparagus officinalis (garden asparagus), 3939 nucleotides. RefSeq names its product filament-like plant protein 4. The transcript is spliced from 7 exons. The record is from RefSeq and is a predicted model, not a curated record. Bases 329 to 3535 code for a protein of 1068 amino acids. Lineage: Eukaryota; Viridiplantae; Streptophyta; Magnoliopsida; Asparagales; Asparagaceae.
UUCAUUUUAUUUGCCCCUCCUCUACCCUCCGCCAGCUCACAAGCCCAACUAUAGUCUACAGAGAAAGAAACAGAGCUUGAAGAAAAGAAAAGAAAAAAAAAAGUCUUUUUUUUUUUACUCUUUAGCUCGCUUCUUAUCCAAGGAAACCAACUCAAUUCAUAGCAAAAUUGGAACCAAAUUCAUCAAUCGAGCUUUUGUAGAUCUGCAUUCCUUCAGGGGAUACGCCACUUAUUUUUAUAAGGGAAAUAGCAAACUGUUCAUCUGCUAGGCAUCGCUCUGUCUGUUGCUCUUCAAUUCUUGAAAUUUUGCGAGGUCACAUAGUUGAGAAAUGGACCGAAGAAGUUGGCCUUGGAAGAAGAAAAGUUCUGACAAAACAGUAACUUCAACAGAUAACAAUAGUUCUUCCUUGGCAAGUUCAGGCAAUGCUAAAACAGAUCAGGAUGAUACAAAGACUAUAAAAUAUGUACAAAUUUCUGUGGAGUCAUAUGCACAUCUAACUAAUUUGGAGGAUCAAGUGAAGAUGCUUAAUGAAAAAGUAUCCGAUUUAAAUGGAAAGUUAUCCUCAGCCCAAUCUGAAAUGAUCACUAAAGAUAGCCUAGUGAAACAACAUGCGAAAGUUGCUGAGGAAGCAGUCUCAGGUUGGGAGAAGGCUGAAGCAGAAGCCCUAACAUUGAAGCAACAACUAGAAUCUGUUACAUUGCUGAAACUUACUGUUGAAGAUCGAGCAUCUCACUUAGAUGGUGCCCUGAAGGAGUGCAUGAAGCAGGUACGGAGUGUGAAGGAAGAGGGUGAGCAAAAGUUGCACGAUGUAGUCUUUGCAAAAACCAAGCAGUGGGAAAAGGCCAAGGCUGAGCUGGAAGCAAAAAUUAUUGGUUCUGAACAAGAGCUUUUAAAAUCUUCUGCUGAAAUUGCUGCGCUCUCAAGAACUCUCCAAGAACGUUCCAACAUGUUGAUGAAGAUCAGUGAUGAAAAGUCCCAGGCUGAUGCUGAGAUUGAGGUAAUGAAGAAUGACAUACAGUCCUGUGAGAGGGAAAUAAAUUCACUGAAAUAUGAACUCCAUGUUGUUGCAAAGGAGCUUGAGAUUCGUAAUGAAGAAAAGAACAUGAGUAUGCGGUCUGCAGAAGUUGCGAACAAACAACACUUGGAAGAUGUCAAAAAAAUUACAAAACUGGAAGCUGAAUGCCAGAGAUUGCGUGGUCUUGUUCGAAAGAAGUUGCCUGGCCCUGCUGCACUAGCUCAAAUGAAGUUAGAAGUCGAAAGUUUAGGUCGAGACUACGGGGAAACUAGAUUACGACGAUCUCCUGCUAGAAGUUCAAGCCCACAUCACGUAUCUCCUUCUGACUUUGCACUUGAAAACAUGCAUCAAUGCCGCAAAGAAAAUGAAUUUCUCACAGCACGCUUAUUAACGAUGGAGGAAGAAAUGAAGAUGCUAAAGGAGGCCUUGUCAAAGCGCAACAGUGAACUGCAGGCCUCCCGUAAUAUGUGUGCUAAGACUUCAAACAAGCUUCGCAGCAUUGAAUCACAUUUGCUUGUAAUGAACCAACAAAAAAGUCCGACAAAAUCAAUAACUGAAAUCCCAGUAGAAAUUGAAAGCAAGCCACCAAGUUUAACCUCCAUGUCUGAAGAUGGUAUUGAUGAUGAAGGAAGCUGUUCUGAGUCCUGGGCUACUGCAUUAAUGUCUGAACUCUCACAGUUCAAGAAAGAGAAAAAUGUGGACAGCAGUAAGAAGUCGGAGAAUUCAAACCAAUUGGAACUUAUGGAUGACUUUCUGGAGAUGGAGAGGUUAGCAUGUCAGUCUACUGAAGCCAAUGGGAGCAUCACUGUUUCAGAUGGCGCAACUGAUAAUCUGAAGACUGAACCUGUUGAUGUUUCAAAGCAUGAGGAUGGUAGCGAACAAAUAACUGUGGAGCUCCCGAAAACUUUGGUCUCUUCUAAUACAGAUCAACCAGCUCAUGAGUCGUCAUCACAUAAAUAUGGUUCGACCCUCUCAAAACUUCAAUCAAGGAUGGCCACUUUAUUUGAAUCUCAAUCACAGAGUGCUGAUAUGGAAAAACUGUUAGAGGAUAUCAAACGUAUUGUGCAGAAUACACAUGAAGAGUUACCUCAGAAUUUGGUAGAUUGUGUUGCCAGUGAAACUCAUUCUACUAAUUCUUGUAUACAGAAAGAACAUGAUGAACGCACAGAAGAAGUUAAAGACAGUGGGGCAAUGACGAAGCAAGAAGCUAAGCAUGUGAUGGUUCAAGAAUUGAAGGAUGCCAUCUUGCAAAUCCAUGAUUUUGUUCUAUCAAUUGGUAAAGAAGCUAAAACAAGCAGACCUUCUGAUGAUAGAGAACUAACUGAGAGAAUUGAGAAGUUCUCUGCUUCUGUUGACAAAGUUCUCUGUGACAAAGAAAGUGUGACCGAUUUUCUUCUGGCCCUGUCAAAUAUUUUCUCCAAAAAAGAUUUAUUGAAUUAUGUUAUGCCAAGUUAUAAGUGCAAUGAAGGGGAAAGCUAUAAUUCUGACUGCAUAGACAAAGUGACAUUGCUAGAGAAUAAAGUGGCUCUGCAUGAACAUGAAAAGGAGAAAUUCUCAGGAGGCUGCAUGCUUGAUACUCAUUCUUCCUCUGAUCCUGACAUUGAAGGACACAACUUAAGUUGUGAACUAAAGAUUACACCGCAGGCAUGCUCCUUGGAGGAGUUUGAACAGCUUAAACUACAAAAAGAGAGUGUCGAGACCGAUUUUGCUAAAUGCAAAGAAACGUUGGAACUUACAAAUCAUCAAUUGGUUGGAAUGAAACAACUCCUGUCAGAAAUCAAGUUACAACUGGCUGCUAGUGAGAAAUCAAACAGCUUGGCUGAGACACAGUUGAAAUGCAUGGCUGAGUCCUACAAGACACUUGAAUCACAGAAGCAGGAAUUGGAAACUGAAUUAAACCUGGUGCGCACGAAGUUAGAAGUGCUGGAAGCAGAGCUUCAAGAAGAAAAGAACAGUCAUCAGGAUGACCUUGCCAAAUACAAAGAACUCCAGGACCAGAUGGAAAGGAAUAGCAAGAGCACAGUGGAUACAGAUGCUGACGUUGAUACCCAGACACAACAGGAAAGGGAGAUUGCAGCCGCAGCAGAGAAGCUAGCAGAAUGCCAGGAGACCAUAUUUCUUCUUGGCAAGCAACUAAAUUCUCUGCGCCCUCCAUCAGAAUCUCUUGGCUCCUCUUCGAACAGUAGACAACUAAUGAGUGAUGGAGUUCUUGAAGAUGAACCAAGCGCCGGUGGCUUUACCAUUAGACAAAUGACGCUCAGUCCACAACACUUUGAUCAGGUUGAAAUAGAAAACAUAACUACAUCAGUGGCACUGAGCACAGGAGGGGAAUCCCCCUUAAAUGGAUACAACUCCUACAUGAGUCCACCCGACACUGAAUCAGGUCCAUUUCCAAAAUCACCUCUCGAGUCCAGGCACCAAAAGCACAGGGCGACAAGAUCAUCAUCGUCUUCUUCCUCAGCAGAGAAACAUGGGAGGGGAUUUAGCAGAUUUUUCUCAAAGGGUAGGAGUGAACACUGAGAAUCAUCAUGGUAUUGGCUCAUCUGUUUCAGUAUUGGGGAAUGUCUUGUUCCUAAUUUGUUGAGCUGCAAAACUUUGGAAGUUCUAUGAUUUUUGUUCAUAUGUGAUCUAUACAAGUAAGACGCAUUGUGGUUCUUUCACGGUGAAGCUCAUUGUAUAUUUGUGUGGAAGCCCGUAUUAUUCUUUUCUUCGUUUUGCUUUAUUGAAGCAGGGGGUUUGUAUCAAGGCAGGUUUGUGGGGUUUUUCGCUCAAUAAUUUGUUGCUGUACAGUUUAUAUGCAAGGAUACCUCACUUGUUCUAAAUAUUAUUUACUGAUUGUUUUUGUUUUUAAGAUCAGAGUGUAAAUUUGAUCUAGAGUGAUGUAAUAUUGCUAAAUUAUGUUUUAUGUAGUCCUGUUAGCUUCA